CUCUCUCUCUCUCUCUCUCUCUCUCUCUCUCUGUGCUGGACACCCUCCCUUCCCCUUCUAUCCUCUCUUUUUCUCUCACUAUGCGUAACCCUCCUUCGUCGGCAUUGCCUUGUUACUAGUUUUGUGGAAAGAAGAACACAACAGGGGAAGGAGGACACCGAUGGAGUGCAACCAGCCUCAUGUUCCCAAGAAAUCCAGCAGCUUCUCCUCCAGCCGCGACGAGAAGCACCGCGAGAUCAACCGCAACCUCUCCUUAGGCUCCAUCAAGCUCGAACAGAGCUAUGAGAAGAAGGAGAGACACGACCAGGAGACAAUAGAGGAGGAGCGGGAGGAGGAGAAGGCCACAAAGGAGCAGGAGGAGGAGAAAGAAGCAAGCAAUGACGAGGAGCCUGAAGCUACUUUGCUCACCAUCUCCGAGGACAUAGAUAGAUUCCUCCGCUUGCUCCUCGCCGUCGAAGAUGGCCAAGAUGGGAGCCACGAGCCGCCCGAGAUCCCCGAAUCCACCGUCGAGAAGUUUGUCAUUUUGGUGGAGGAGGAGAUCGCCAAAUACGAGACCGGCGAGGAGAAAUGGCCCUCGUGCGACGACGAACUCUCGCUCCUCGAUGCCAUCGACAGGGUCUCGAAACUGACAUCGGCGGUGGCGAAAUUCUCGUCGGAGCUCAAGUACAACGAGGCGAUGAACCAUUCCGGCAGCGUCCUCCACCACGCCAUGUGCUUCCUCGAAGACGAAUUCCACUCGUUGCUUCAGGACUCCAGAACAAAGCAGGAAGCAGCCAGCAGCAGUUCGAGGACCAAGCAGCUGCCGUCACUAAUCUACCGCUUUCACGAGCCGGAACGCAGCGUGUCACCCUCGUCGGAAUCCAGUCCCUGCGAGUCUUCCCAGGCAUACAUACCGGAGAACACCGAGAGGCUGCACAGGAUCGCCGACGCCAUGAUCUCUGCCGGGUACGUUACAGAGUGCUGCCAGGUGUUCUCCAUCGCUCGACGCAAUGCAUUCGAGGCAGGACUGCCGAGCCUCGGGUUCGAGAAGGUUGGCAUCGAAGACGUGAUCAAGAUGGCGUGGGAGAACUUGGAAUCUGAGAUCGCUACGUGGGUAAAGGCCUUUCGCCACACCAUCACGGCCUCCUUCACCGCCGAGCGAGAGCUGUGCGAGGCUGUGUUCGCCAGCCACCGCGCCAUCUCCGACCGCCUCUUUCUCGGCUUCGCCAACGGCGCCAUCGUCCAGCUCCUCACCUUCGCGGAGGCUGUCACGAUGACCAAACGCUCCGCCGAGAAGCUGUUCAAGGUGCUCGACGUCUACGAGGCCAUGCGCGACGUGCUGCCGACGGUCGAAGCCCUGCUCCCCGACGAUGGCGAGCAGGACGAACCCUCCGUCUUUGCGGAUCCCAAGACGGAGAUAUCGUCAUUGCGGUAUCGCCUUGGAGAGGCAGCCGUCGCAAUCUUCUGCGAUCUGGAGAGCUCGAUCAAGGCCGACAACAGCAAGACUCCUGUACCGGGCGGCGCAGUCCACCCUCUCACCCGCUACGUCAUGAACUACCUCAAGUACGCCUGCGAGUACAAGAGCACAUUGGAGCAGGUCUUCAAGGAGCACAAGCAUGCCGAGAAGCCAUCAUCCUUCGACGAGGACCGCGAAAAUUCUCAGACAAGCGGUGGAGGAGACGGCGACCGCAACAGCAACAGUAGCGGCAAUGACAAUUACAAUCCGUUCGCAGCUCAACUAAUCGAGGUAAUGGACUUGCUGCACUCCAAUCUGGAGUCGAAAUCGAAGCUCUACAAGGAUCUGGCCUUGAGCAACAUUUUCUUGAUGAACAACGGGAGGUACAUCGCGAAGAAGGUGAAGGGGUCGCCGGAGAUCCAUCAGCUGCUGGGGGAGACGUGGUACCGGAAGCGGUCGUCGGACCUGAGGCAGUACCACAAGAACUACCAGCGGGAGACGUGGUCGAAGCUGCUGGCCUGCCUGAGGGACGACGGGCUCCAGGUGAGGGGGAGCGUCGCCAAGCCGGUGCUCAAGGAGCGGUUCAAGAGCUUCAACGCCAUGUUCGAUGAGAUCCACAAGGCGCAGAGCUCGUGGGUGGUGAGCGACGAGCAGCUGCAGUCGGAGCUGAGGGUGUCAGUGUCGGCGGUGGUGGUGCCGGCCUACCGGUCCUUCCUGGGGAGGUUCUCGCAGUACCUCGACCCCGGGAGGCAGACGGAGAAGUACAUCAAGUUCGGGCCGGAGGACCUCGAGAAUCUGAUCGAUGAGCUCUUCGAUGGCACUCCUUCGUCGUCCAUCGCGAGCCGGAGGAGGACAUGAACAGUAGGGUAGCGGGAACGGCCGGUGGUGGAGGCGAUCAAAAAGCUGCGCUCACGUCCCAGAAGUUGAGAUCACGCCUCGUUUCGUGUCGUCCUCGACAAAGGCAGCCGGCACACAAGAGUUAACACAGAGGGUGACGACCAUUCCGCCAUUGUUGUUGCUUGUGUGUUUCCUUCCCUCAUUAUGCGUUGUUUGUUGCCAAUGACAACAAGAGCUUCAAGUUAUAAUUGUUAGAUCUUUUGCAAAUCGAAAGUAUAUCUUUGUGUGAA
Musa acuminata AAA Group (dessert banana) is the source of this 2562-nucleotide messenger RNA. RefSeq names its product exocyst complex component EXO70C1-like. Bases 161 to 2293 code for a protein of 710 amino acids. The transcript is spliced from 2 exons. Gene Ontology annotation, molecular function: phosphatidylinositol-4,5-bisphosphate binding. The record is from RefSeq and is a predicted model, not a curated record. Gene Ontology annotation, biological process: exocytosis. Lineage: Eukaryota; Viridiplantae; Streptophyta; Magnoliopsida; Zingiberales; Musaceae. Gene Ontology annotation, cellular component: exocyst.